Adineta ricciae is the source of this 1860-nucleotide messenger RNA. NCBI's taxonomy places the organism in Eukaryota, Metazoa, Rotifera, Eurotatoria, Adinetida, Adinetidae. The record is from the annotation of a GenBank genome assembly.
AUGUUGGACACUAAUCAUGUACCUUCUUGUCUUAACAAUUCCAAUCAAACGACCUUAUCCUGUUCUUCACCUUUGUGUCAAAGAUCGGAUUUCUCUCGUUAUCAAAGAAAGAAGUACGCCGAUGUACCGAACUUAUCUCGAAUGUCAGAGAAGACACGAUCGAUUUUUAUGAUUAAUGACUAUUAUAAAACCACUGAUUUUCCAAAAAAUUCGAAAUUAUUAUCCACUAAAGUUCCGAUAAAAUCGUUCCGGCAUGUUUGUUUACAAACCGAUUAUCGUGAAGAAUCAAGUCAAACAGAUCCUUAUUCGCCGGCGUAUACAGUAUCGCAUGGCGAACAUCCGGAAGUGUUUGAUCUUUCGGAUUUUAUAUAUGGAAAAGGUCUACCGGCGACAUUGCUGGAGAUUUCUUUUAUUGAACGAUUACGUGCUCGACGUCAAUGGGAACAAGAUCGAACAUUUGAUGAAGCACGAAUGCAAAUCGUUAUUGAAAGAGAAAUGCGAGAAUGGCAAAUGCGUGAGAAAGAAAUCAAAUUAUUACAAGAUAAACGUCAGAAAUUAUUCGAGAAAAACCUUGAAACUUAUAUUCACAAUGAUGAAGAACUAACACAAAACUUUGUUGAUUUAUUUGUCUACCGUGAGGAGAAGCAAUUAAAACAAAAACAUCAGCGAUUAGAAAUUCAAACAUCUCGAGGUAAAACAAGCAAAGUCAUCAAACAAGAUACAUACAAAUCAUUCAUAGAUAUUCGUCGGAUGAAACGUUGGUAUCAAUUACGUGAAACACAUAUAAAUUCGUUAACUAGUUACAAUCAUUUCGGAGCUAUCGGCUUGAUCAAAUGUGAUAAUAAUUGUUAUAUAUCAUUAAAACCGCCAUGGCAUACGCGAUCGAAUGAUAUGAUAACUAAUUUGAAGAGCAAUAUUUGGUGUCCUCAAUUCGAUCAUUUUAUUGAUCGACGAAUGCGACAAAUAGGAAUGAAUGUUUUGCAGUUCGAAGAUUUUUUGCCUAAAAAUGCUUUUACUACCAAAAUUAAUCAAAAGAGUCUAUUAACAGCAUCUAAGAAUAGACGUUUGCAACGUCGGAUUGAAAAUCUCGACAAAGCCUAUCAAUUAAUUCAACAAGGAAAAAGUAACCAAUCAUCACUUUCUGAACAAAGACCACUUCGUUUCGUGAAAAAAAUCGAAUCUAUCGCUCAUCUUCAACAAUCACAUUCUACUUCACUUUCAAUCGAAGAACAAGAUCAUCGUCGCCUCGCUCUAAUCAAAUUUCAAAAUUAUCUUCGCACUAUCACUACUCAAUCUAAAAUCGCGAAUGUUCAACAUAUCCGAAAAGAUUUAUUGGAAGAAUUACGAAAUCCACAUCGAAGAAUAUCAUCAAUUGAUUUGAAUAAAGACGAUAUUGAAACACAGAUUUAUGAUUAUGUCGAAAGUGUCACCAUUGGUGAUAUGUUGGAUUUUCUCUCGAAAGAAUUACUUCGCCUGCAGUGGGAACAAACGAUUCAUCUGUUUAUCAUUCUCGCUGAUCGACAGCGAUAUCAAAGAGAAAAACAAGAGACUAGCAUUCGUCGGCAAACGAUACAAAGGCAAAAACUAGAAAAUGAGAUUUUCCAACAAGUGUUUUCGCUCAGUUCGGAUAUUGACAUCGAAACAUACGUCCGAGAUCUUAUUCUUCAAUCGAUUUCCGACACCGCGGAUGAACAGGCAAGAUUAGACAUCCAACAAUUAACUGAAAACCUUAUCGACUUAACAACAAAUCCUUCAUGCACUCAAUUAGACGCCGAAGGUUUUAUUUCAAAUCUCGUUCAUCAAUUUCUUCUUCCUGCAGUGUGCAAACAUCUGCAGAGACAAGACAAGACGUGUUCAUAG